AUGGCUUCCGCGCCCGACUUCCGGUGUCUCGGGAGCCGCUCGCAGCCUGGCUGGAACCUCGCGCGCUUGGCCGCAGGAAAGGCGCUGGAACUUCGGGGCUGGGAAUCAGUCUCCCUGCGGCUACUUCUGGACGUGUUGGAGUUCGGGGGAGUUUGCUUGUCUGCAUGCAGGAUCAGUCCUCAGCAGUGCACGGUCUCUGGUCACCGCCAGGAUUCACCCUUAGCACCCGCUGGAACCUCGAUCAUUUCCGUGACAUUGCAUACAGAUGUUGGUGAUAUUAAAAUUGAAGUCUUCUGUGAGAGGACACCCAAAGCCUGUGAGAAUUUCUUGGCUCUUUGUGCCAGCAAUUACUACACUGGCUGUAUAUUUCAUAGAAACAUCAAGGGUUUCAUGGUUCAAACAGGAGACCCAACAGGCACUGGACGAGGAGGUAACAGUAUUUGGGGCAGGAAAUUUGAGGAUGAAUACAGUGAAUAUCUUAAGCACAGUGUCAGAGGUGUUGUUUCUAUGGCUAAUAAUGGCCCAAAUACCAAUGGCUCUCAGUUCUUCAUCACCUAUGGCAAGCAGCCUCAUCUGGACAUGAAAUACACAGUAUUUGGAAAAGUAAUAGAUGGUCUGGAGACUCUAGAUGAGCUGGAGAAGUUGCCAGUAAAUGAGAAGACAUACAGGCCUCUUAAUGAUGUGCACAUCAAGGAUAUAACUAUUCAUGCCAAUCCGUUUGCUCAGUAGCUCUGAUGGGCCUGGGUAAUAAUAUGUGGCAGACAGUUCAGGGAACACACCCAUGUGAUUUGCUGGCUGUAAUUAUGUCAGAGUUUGUGGCAUC
Molecule: messenger RNA, 823 nt
Organism: Suncus etruscus (white-toothed pygmy shrew)
Lineage: Eukaryota; Metazoa; Chordata; Mammalia; Eulipotyphla; Soricidae
Gene: PPIL3
Product: peptidylprolyl isomerase like 3
Exons: 7
Coding region: 1-729 (242 amino acids)
Biological process (GO): protein peptidyl-prolyl isomerization; protein folding
Cellular component (GO): catalytic step 2 spliceosome
Molecular function (GO): peptidyl-prolyl cis-trans isomerase activity
Source: RefSeq, a predicted model, not a curated record